GCCGUAAGUAAAACGUAAUAAAUGACACAAAUUAAAAGUUGCACGAUUUUUACACAUUAUUUUAUUAUUAACUUAAACGGGACCUAAAUUUAACUCAGCUUUAAAACUAAAUGUUCGCAAUGUACAAAGGCGAACUCUCGAAAGGCGUAGUCUCGAAGAAACACUAAAACAUUAAACAUCACAUGACAUUAAAACAUCUAUUGCGCGAGUUUUCUGAACUAGCCGCACUUCAUUUUGUUUAUUCGUUUGAACGGUUUAGCGGUGGCAGCUUGGUUCCAUUUUUAUCACUUGUCAUUAUUAUACCCGUCACUUUCGCGCUUACAUACUAGCUCCAUUGGUACUAGCCGACCAUAUUAGCUCUACCUAUAGGGCUUGAUUUCCGAUUGAUCUUCAAAAUGGCGAAGUCGUCUCGAAACAUGCUUCACAAUUAUGCAACAACACUAAACAUUAGGUACAUAAUUAUGCGCAACAUUGAUAGUGGCCCUUAGUGAUUAAUUAUUGAUAACCUACUGGAUAAGGCGAUGUCGUUUGACUUAAAAUACUAGUGAUAUGUGCGCGUCUGCGCAGCGUGCCAACAAUUAUAUUUCUGUGGUGCCGACUGCCGACGCUUUCCAUAAGUCCUGUUUAGAAAUAUUAUUGAAUAUUUGAUUUUGUUACACUUCCAUUGUGUAUUUUACAAUGUUGUGGUUAUUAGUGGGUUUAUUAACAGUAGUACUAUUGUUGUACUUUUACGGAACGCGGACUUUCGGCUACUGGGCGAAGCGUGGGGUCAAGCACGAUGCUCCUAUACCGUUCUUUGGCACCGCGAAACGACAGUUCCUCCAGCAGAUAGCCUUCUCCGACAUUUACGAUGAGAUGUACCAGAAGUAUCCCAACGAAAGAUUCGUCGGAUACUACCUCAUGACUACUCCGCUCCUGAUUUUAAGGGAUCCCGAAUUGGUUAAGCAUGUUUUAGUGUCAGACUUUAACUAUUUCUAUUCAAGAAACUUGCACCCGAUCGACGAUAACCCUGAACUGUUAUUGAACAAUCUGUUUUCCUGUGAAGGAGAUCUCUGGAAGUUGUUGAGACAGAGGAUGACGCCCGCCUUCUCGUCCGGCAAGUUGAGGGCGAUGUUUCCCCUGAUCGUGGCGAGGGCCGAGAAGCUGCAGCGAGUGGCGGCCGAGGCGGCGGCGAGUGGCACCGAGGUCGACGUGCGGGACCUCAUGGCGCGCUACACCACCGACUUCAUCGGAGCCUGCGGCUUCGGCAUCGAUACUGAUUCACUCAACGAUAAGAACUCUAUGUUCAGAAAGUUGGGUCAACGCAUAUUUAUCCAAGACACGAGAGAUGUGGUUGUAUCCAUUUUUAAAUAUGCGAUGCCGAGUUUAAUGAGAAGUUUCCCCUUCCUGUCACCUAUUAUUGAGAAACUUAUGUCACAAUUAGUGAAAAAUAUAAUGAAGGAGCGGAAUUAUAAAAACUCUGGCAAUAACGAUUUCAUUGAUUUGCUUUUGGAUUUGAAAGAAAAGGGAAAGAUGGUUGGCGAGUCUCUGAUGCACAAGAACGCUGACGGUACACCUUGUUUGGCUGAGAGGGAGAUGGACGACGACCUGAUGGUGGCUCAAGUGUUAAUUUUCUUCGCCGCCGGUUUUGAGACGUCCUCCUCGGCGACCAGCUACACGCUGCACGAGUUGGCGCAUCAUCCCGAGCACCAGAGGAAGUGUCAGGAGGAAAUUAACGCGGUUCUCGCGCGUUAUGAUAACAAAUUAUGUUAUGACGCUAUCAAGGAGAUGCAGUAUUUGGACAUGUGUUUCAGUGAAGCCAUGAGAAUAUUUCCCUCUCUCGGCUUUUUGCAACGCAAGUGCGUGAGCACCUACACUAUCCCGGGCACGGAUGUGACCAUCGACCCCGGGGUCAACAUCAUCGUCCCGGUCAAGUCGCUGCACCUGGACCCGCAGUACUUCCAGGACCCGGAGGAGUUCCGUCCGGAACGGUUCCACCCGGACAACGUCGCAAGCAUCGACAAGUAUAUAUAUCUACCCUUCGGGACUGGGCCGAGAGCUUGUAUUGGUGAGCGCCUGGGCUAUAUGCAGUCGCUGGCCGGGUUGGCCGCGGUUCUGAGCCAGUUCUCAGUGGCGCCCUGCAGGAGCACAGUCCGUAAACCCAUAGUUGACCCCACGGUUAUGUCUGUACAGAGUGUCAAGGGAGGCCUGCCGCUCGCCCUCACCCCUACGAAGAAGACUCAAUGAAGUCCGCCACCUGCCGAUUUUCAACAAUUCACUUGCAUUUCAUUGGCUGUUUAAUAAUGUUAUAUGACACUGUGUGACAGGAACAAUAAACUAAACCACUAUCAAUACUAUUACGCUGUCCCUGUCACCUAUGUAUGGGCCUCUGCAACUCCAAUUUUUCUAAAUACAGGAAGACCAGGUCAAAGUCUACAUUAUAUGCGAGAAGUAAUAUUAAUAUAAUAGUGAAAUUUUUGCUUUGAUUGAAUUAUUGAUGUAGGAAUGGAACGUAAGAGGAUAGCGUGAAAUGGAACAUAAGGGAGAGAGAAGGAUGACAGUAGGUGCGAGAGGGACGGGGAGAAUGAUUUGAAUAGUGAGCGAGCAAACGUGUGUUCUGAGAAUAAAAUAUUAAUAAAAAUUUUGCUAUAUAAAUAAAGCCAAGUUAAAUGCUA
This is a messenger RNA of Cydia pomonella (codling moth), 2654 nucleotides long. Its product is annotated as cytochrome P450 6B7-like. Gene Ontology annotation, molecular function: monooxygenase activity; heme binding; oxidoreductase activity, acting on paired donors, with incorporation or reduction of molecular oxygen. The transcript has 3 exons. NCBI's taxonomy places the organism in Eukaryota, Metazoa, Arthropoda, Insecta, Lepidoptera, Tortricidae. The record is from RefSeq and is a predicted model, not a curated record. The coding region runs from base 679 to 2226 and encodes 515 amino acids.